Messenger RNA from Equus caballus (horse), 3541 nucleotides. RefSeq lists its product as uncharacterized. NCBI's taxonomy places the organism in Eukaryota, Metazoa, Chordata, Mammalia, Perissodactyla, Equidae. The record is from RefSeq and is a predicted model, not a curated record.
CCGCUACAAAAUGACAAGCGCCUGAGCCCAGGUCUCAGCACCGCGACACCUCGCAACGGCGACACGGAGAGUCGCUGCAACAAGCGGCAGCGCGGCCGUCACCCCCCGAGGACCCUUGAAGGAUGCGGCCCUGCAGGACUGGACCAGAGACGGGGCUGGGCCUGGGGGUCCUGGCUUCCCAAGACAGCCAGGGGGAAGCUGCGUGCUUCUCCUGACACGCUUCUGCCGUGUUUUGUGGCCGCGGCUGUCACCCAGCCUGGGCUCAAGGGGGUGGAGAUUAUAGAAAUUAAACUGUGCUUGUAACAGCAGGUUGUGUUGACUCAGGACCGUGGGCUCCCCAAGGGCGGGGCUCCCCAGGAAUGCACCCCACUCUGUAUUUGUUGCACUGAGUUUAACCUAAUCAGUGGUGUCACUGUCACCCGUACUCCUGGCUGCCUCCACUCCCAUCGGGGAGAGGCCGGGCCGUCGAUGGAGCCCUGAGAGAAGGGUGCCUGGCCUCGGCCCCGACACGUUCCCACGCUGCGCUGACUGUCCUGUGCGGGUUUCUGGGGAGACCGUUCCUCCCUGAGUGGCUUUGGGUGGCAGGGACCAGAGCAGGCCUGACCACGCCAGGCCAGGCUCCCCCAGCUCCCUCCUUGGCGAGCUUGGUCUUGCGUCUCCCUUGGUCACCAGGAAAAGCCCAGCUUUCGUGACACCCAGCUGCCGGGCAAUCCCGAGGGAGCACUUGGAUGGAUGCGUUGGUACUGGACCCCAAGAUGGAGCGCAGUCUCUACACACGGGGAAUUGGCGCCAGGCAGGCCGAGCCCAUCAGUGCCCCGGCCCCCCACCACACCAGCCGGGCGUGGAGAGGCCAUCGUGGGUGCCCAGGUCAAGGGCCUGCACCUGACCCACACAGCUACGGGAACAGCCCGCCCUACCGAGGCCAACAGUCUCCUGUGGGGAUGGUCCCCAGGGCCGCGGCCCUACCUGGACGUGCCGCUGUGCCUAUCCCCGGGCCCCAAGGGGCACCUGUCGCCUCUGGGCAGCAGGCAUGGGCCUCCCCGCUCCUGCCGUGGACGAGAUGCCCCUCUACACUCAGAGGCCUCUUCCUCGUCUCCCCCUGCACAGCCCCCCUCCUAGGGAAGUUUCCAGACACCCAUCUGGGAACAUGUCUGCCUGCACCUGCCCUGGAGUGGGGGCCUGUGGAGGACAGGCAGCGCACACAGGGUGAAAACCACUCAAGCCGCUUUUCAGGCUGUCAGACGUCCCCACCCCACGUUUUCACAGCCCUAGUAACUCUCCAGGCCUGGGGUGUCUUCUCCAUUGACCUUCCACACAGAAUUAAAAGCCCCAUUCGAAGAGGAAGCCGGGACCCUGCAGGCUGGGGUCAUGACCCGAGAAGGGCAGAGUGGGGCCGGGCCCCGCCUGAAGCUGACCCCAACCCGGGCCACCACUCAGCUCGCCCUGGUGGCUCCUGCGAUCCCACUGCCGGCCAGACGCUCUCUCCCUCACCCAGACCAGCCCUCACCGGGAGACACGAAGCCGAGUUGGGCAAGGUGAGAGGAGUCCCAGUCUGCCAACUGCCGCCGCCCGCCAAAACUGCCAAGGCCGUGACUCACCAGGAAGCGGUGAGUCAGGUCGCUUGGCUCUGCUGUGUCGUGCCUCUAAGUGGCAAGUCUGCGAGGGGCUCGAAGAAAGGAGAUGCAAAUAGGAUGUGAGGCAGAGUGGCCUUUCCAGUGACUUGCCCCAUCUUGUCCCAGAAGGAGCCACAACGUGGCAUCUUUUGCCAUUCAUUCUGUGUGCUGUCCACAGACAUUCACAAAAAAAGUCCUGCCAUCCAAUAAGUGUGGGCACACUUGGCAACUCCAUACUAUACGGGCUUUGUAGUUGCAGGACUUAUCAGAGCCUUUCAUGUGCUGAUGUCUGGGUAGCUCUAAGGAGGACAUGUGGAAUGCAGCAUUUCCCAGAGAGUUAGACAUUCUGAUCCCAGAGCAUCUCUUGGGCUGGGCUUCGGCGAAGAAUUUUAGAAAUGCCACUGUGGGCCAUGAGGGGCCUUGAUGGUUUUCUGAUGGGACAGCAGGAACAGAACUCCUCGUUUGAUUCAGGAGGUGACCUCUGGAAGCGAGAACCUCCCCGGGCUGCCCACACCUCUGGAGUCCCCAGCGCCCGUGGGAGCAGCCCACAGAGCUGGUGCAAGGCCAGCGGUCUGUUGAUGUCGACGCCUCUGGCGUGCAUGGAGCCGCCCGCCUUUCAGAGCGCCGGUGCGCCCAAUCUCUCCCCUCGGGCUCACGUCAGGCCUGGUCAUGCUCAGCUCCCAUUUUACAGAUGCGGAAACUGAGGCCCAGAGAGGUGGUGACAUUCGUGCCAAAAGUGGGUCUGGGUCCUGCUCAGGCCCAGCAUCAGUCUCGUCAGCCCCUGGGGUGGGCCACCGUCUGGACCGAGAGAGGGCUCAGGCGAGACCGGCGGCCAGCCACAACUCCAGGACGCCAUUCGAGCCCCCGUGCCACGUGGCAGCCCCACCCACGCCCACCUGCCGCCCCUGGAGCGCUGGGCUCUGGGCCUUUCAUGCCACCUCGGUUUGCACGUGUCCUGUGCUCUGGGGGAGUGGGCACAGGAACUUAGGGGCAAUCCUCUGGGGAAAGACCCUUCCUCCAGGGCAGGAGGGUCCGCCAGCCAGGCUGAGACAAGGGCCUGCACCCUGGACAGACGGGGGAGGCAGGGACACCCAGGGAACAGCAGGAGCCUUGAUUUGGUCUGGACCCCAUGGUGGGGCAAAGGCCCUGGGGCAAGUGAAGCCCUGGGGCCGAGGGGGAAGCAGCAGUGUUGCCAGAGCCCAGUUAGGAAGGGAGCCCAGCCCGUGGAGCCCAGAGCCUGCUGUGCGCCCGGUGGGGGUGCUGCCUGCCUCACCGCACGCCAGGCCAGCUUGGACAGCUUGGCAGCUCGGGGUGCAGGGAGGCGGACACUGGCCCUCUGUCCAGGAGGGGGUCCCGGCGGGGGAGUGGGGCCCCCAAGCCAUCAUAGGCGGCUCCAGGCUGCCCUGGCUCUGACACAGCAUUUUGGGGAAGCAAGAAAUCGGUGUCUCCCAGGUGGCACCGCAGCGACCCAGUGGGCUCACGCUGGAGCCGAGGACGCGGCCCAGCUGCCCUGAAGGAGAGGCCUCCGUGUCGGCCCAGGGCUGGUGUGAUGGUGAAUUUCGUGUGUCAGCUUGGCUGGAUCGCAGGCGGUCAGACGUUAUUCUGGGUUUUCCCGGGUCGGUGUUUUUGAAUGAGAUUAACGUCCACAUGGAUGGACAUUGAGUAAAGCCCUCCUUGAUGUGGGUGGGCCUCAUUCAAUCAGUUGAAGGCCUGAAUAGAAGAAAAAGACGAGCCUCCCCUCGCAAGAGGGAUUCUCCUGCAGACGCCCUUCAGACUGGAAUUCCCGGGUCUUCGUCCCGCCAGCCCACCCUGCGGAUUCUGUGCUCGCCAGCCUUCCUAAUCCCAUGAGCCAAUUCCUUAUAACAGAUCUCUCUCUAUAUAUUCAUGUAUACACACAUAGGUAUGUGUACACCAGUCACACACACACG